Neltuma alba is the source of this 1026-nucleotide messenger RNA. RefSeq lists its product as uncharacterized. Gene Ontology annotation, molecular function: catalytic activity. The record is from RefSeq and is a predicted model, not a curated record. Lineage: Eukaryota; Viridiplantae; Streptophyta; Magnoliopsida; Fabales; Fabaceae. The transcript has a single exon. Bases 1 to 1026 code for a protein of 341 amino acids.
AUGAAUUUCAUGAUAUGGAAUUCAAGAGGCACUGGGUCGAAGGCUUUUCCAAACCUGGUACAAGAACUACGCCGUCAUUACCACCUGGAUUUCCUUGCUCUACUCGAAACACGGGCAGAUAAGCAGAAGACUGAGCAGAGAAUCUCUAGAUUGGGAUUUCAAGAGUUCUCCUUCACUGAAGCAGUGGGAUUUAGCGGCGGUAUAUGGUGCUUGUGGGGUGCAGGCAUUAGACGGGUAGAAGUGUUGGAACAGCACAAACAAUUUAUUCACCUUCGAGUUGAGAAUAGUAGACUUGACUCUUGGUGCAUGACGGUAGUGUACGCGUCGCCGAACUUAGCUGCUAGAAGAAGCUUGUGGUCAAACUUAUCGAGGUUGGGAGAACAAAUGCAGGAACCUUGGGUGCUCGGGGGAGAUUUUAACGCUACGUUAUUUGAUUCCGAACGCAAGUCUAUCGCACCUAACUCGAUUUCUUCUGACCGUGACUUUGGUGCAUGGUUCGAAACACACUCUAUGGAAGACCUAGGAUUUGUGGGUCCAUGGUUCUCGUGGAAGAGAGGAAGUACAGAAGCAAGACUGGAUCGCUUCAUUGCAAAUGAUAAGUGGCACACUCUCUUUCCACAAGCUUCUGUUGCCCAUCUACCUUUUUACAAGUCAGAUCACCGUCCCAUGCUCCUACGGAUAGAUGGGGGUACCACAAAUGAGACGCCACAGCGGCCGUUUCGUUUCAUAGCUUCGUGGGUCCUCCAUGAUGAUUUCGGUAAUAUGGUGCGAAACAAAUGGGACGAGACCCUACCUUGGAACGAUAACCUUGCUCAAUUCACUAGCGCUUGUAAACACUGGAAUAGGAAUGUUUUUGGUCACAUUGAGGGUAGGAAACAAAAGUUACUGAGUAGACUUGAAGGGGUGACGAAAGCUAUUGCCCGAGGAAGAGAUGCCAGUCAACUCGAGGAGCUUCAACUUGAAUUGUGGAGGGAACUAGAGGACGUCCUCUUGCAGGAAUCUUUGUUGUGGGCGCAAAAGGCGUGA